Didymodactylos carnosus is the source of this 1533-nucleotide messenger RNA. Lineage: Eukaryota; Metazoa; Rotifera; Eurotatoria; Philodinida; Philodinidae. The record is from the annotation of a GenBank genome assembly.
AUGCGUUUAGUAAGACGAAUUGAAUCGGAAAUGUCUAUUUUCAAUAAUAAUUUUAUGGAUUUUGAUAAUAAUAACAAUCAUAUUUAUGCUGAAUCAGAUGGCAGAAGUUCACCGUCGUAUGAUUUUAAUAGUGAAAAUAAAUUAACAGAUGAUGAUGAUGAUCGAGAAGAAAAAUCAAGUCGAAAACGAACAACAAAAGUAUUAACAAAAAAUAGUCGUAGUCGAUUAAUAAAAGGUCGGGUAAAAAAGUCUAAAAAGAAGAAAAAUAUACGACGUGGACGAGGAAAAUCGAUUAUCAAUGAACAUUUACUAUUAUUCAAAGAUGAUGAUGAAGACUACGGCGCUCAUGAUGAAGAUAAUAAUAAUAUAUUUCCACCACAAUCAUUGGCACAACGUCAUGCAGCAAAUCUUCGUGAACGAAAACGUAUGCAAAGUAUUAAUGAUGCUUUCGAAGGUCUAAGAACACAUAUACCCGUACUACCCUAUGAAAAACGACUAUCCAAAGUUGAUACGUUACGUUUAGCAAUUGAUUACAUAGCAUUUUUAACUGAUUUAUUAGAUCAAGACAGUAUUUAUAAUAAUCAACGUUUUCGUCAAAAUAUUAAUAUGAUUGGUGGAACAUGUCCCAAUAUAAAUCAAAAGAAAAUAAUCUUAAAUUGUCAUUCAGACGAGCCAAUUAAUAUUACUGGUCAUUCUUUAUCAUGGUUUGAUAAUUUUCCCACAUAUGUCACAACUUCACCUUCGAUUGAUCAUGCUUGUAAUCCUUAUCAAUCUAAUAUCGUAAUAACAGCUAAAAUAUGGAUACCAGAAAUUAUGUCGUCGAAUCAAUCGCUUAAUACUUCAUCGGAAGAACCAAAAUGUGAUAUUGAUUGUGCAAGUUAUAGUGAAGAAGAAGAACGACAACAAAAUAUGGAUGAAAAUGGUCGUCAAUGUUUAUUGAGAAAACCGACAAUUGCCAGUAAUUUUAAACAUGAUUAUGUAAGACACACGACUCCAACAACAAUAAGAAAUCAAAUGAUUGUCGAUGAUUUACAGUAUUCACAGAAUACAUCCGUUAAUAAUAACACAAAUACUAGUGGUUUAUGUUAUUAUAACGAAUUUAUUGACAUGGCCGGUGACUGGUAUACGAGAUUACGCAAUGAUAAUUAUUGUCCUCCAACAACAUCAUGUUCAUGGUCAAGAAAUGAUGAAACCGGAAAUCAUUUAACAACAAACGGAAAUUUAACAAUGCCAUCAUUAUCUGAUGAUCAUUCUUCACCAAUUUCCUCUUCAUCCUCGCCACCAUCUCAUACAUCUGACACAACAAGACAUUUAUUUGAUAUAAAUACAGCAAUUGGCUUCUCCAAUUCACAACGUCUACAAUAUGAAAAUGAACAACUAAUGGAGACAACAUCCGUUGUUUAUCCACAUCCACCACCUCUGAUAUGUCUACCAACAUCAUAUAAUAAUAAUCUACUCGAUUCUACAUAUUACGCAACAUUAGCAAAUGGUUUUGGGCAACAAUCAGAUUAUCAUGUAUUUUCAUGUGGAUGA